AAUUGAGGGAGGAGCCUUUAUUAAAAGUGAAUCCUUAGGUGAACCUUCAGAGAUGAAAAUCGACAUUCACAGUCACAUUCUGCCCAAGGAGUGGCCUGAUCUAAAACAGAGAUACGGCUAUGGAGGAUGGAUCCAGCUGGAGCAACACAAUAAGGAGGAAGCAAAGAUGAUGAAAGAUGGGAAGGUUUUCAGAGUUAUCCAAGACAACUGCUGGGAUCCAGAGGUUCGAAUAAAACAGAUGGACAAGUCAGGAGUCACUGCCCAAGUCCUUUCCACAGUUCCUGUCAUGUUUAGCUAUUGGGCCAAACCACAUGAUACACUAGACCUGUGCCAAUUAUUAAACAACGACUUAGCUGCUACAGUCAUGAAGUACCCAAAGAGGUUCAUUGGCCUUGGCACACUCCCCAUGCAAGCUCCAGAUCUGGCUGUGAAGGAAAUGUAUCGCUGUGUAAAUGAACUUGGAUUUCCUGGUGUUCAGAUAGGAUCUCAUGUGAACGACUGGGACCUGAAUGCCCCAGAGCUCUUUCCAGUCUAUGCCGCUGCUGAACAUUUAAACUGCUGCCUCUUUGUGCAUCCCUGGGAUAUGCAGACCGAUGGAAGAAUGUCUAAGUACUGGUUUCCUUGGCUUGUAGGCAUGCCCUCAGAAACAACCAUUGCUAUUUGUUCUAUGAUAAUGGGAGGGGUCUUUGAAGUUUUCCCCAGGCUGAGAGUUUGUUUUGCCCAUGGAGGUGGUUCUUUUCCUUACACACUUGGGCGCAUUUCUCAUGGAUUCAAUGUGCGACCUGACUUGUGUGCAGUACAUAAUAAAAUUGAUCCAAAGAAAUACCUUGGUUCAUUCUACACGGACUCCCUCGUCCAUGAUGCACGUGCUCUGAAGCUCUUGACAGAUGUAGUAGGAAAGGACAAGGUAAUAUUGGGAACUGAUUAUCCAUUCCCACUUGGAGAACAUGAACCUGGGAAACUGAUUGAAUCCAUGGAGGACUUUGAUGAGGAAGUGAAGGAUAAGCUCAAGUUUGGCAAUGCCCUUGCAUUUUUGGAUCUUGACAGAAAGCAGUUUGAAUAAUAUUAGGAUGCCUUGAACAUCCAACCUCGGCGGCUUUAACUACAACAGGAGAAAAUGCAGACCAGGCACUACUUGCAAAGUAUCAGUGAGCAAUCCCAAAGUCCCAGCUGGGUUACCAGAAAUUGUUGUUCCCCAAAAGAACAGUGGAUUUGUGCCUGGUGGGCUGCAGUGAAUUAACUCACAGGAUUAGAGGAUGGAAAAAAACAUGAAACCUUUAUUCACGGUUUGCAUAGAAAGGAGAGCAUGGCAAUCAUUCGCAGAGCAAACACCGAUGUCUAUCAAUUUACAAGUCUUUUAAAAACUUUCCAACUAAUAGCGUGUUACAAUCUGAUGGGCUCUUUGCCACCUGUAUUGUCAUGGGUUGUUCAGUUUGCUUAUGACCUGCAAGGAAAGUUAACACGGCACUCUCAAUGCAAACAAGCCAGAGCUAGGUUCCAACUCUUAAAUGACCUGAAUACAGGAUUUAAAUUUUCUUAGUAUAGCAGUCAUCACUACUUCACAUAUUUAUGGACAGUUUGAGGCUUUUAUGUAAAACCAUACAGCUGCAGUCUUAGUAAAUUGAAUCCCAUGUCAAUUCUUAAUUUGUGUGUGUGUGUGCAUUUCUGUUUGUUACUAAUUUCCAUUUCCAUCAAUGUUGUGGGCAUUAUCUUCCUGAAAAAAGUGACCAUUGUCAGAAUGAAGAUUGAUUAUAUAGGCCUAAAUCCAAUGGUUGGCCUGAUAAUGCUAGACUUAAUGAUACCAGUCUUGACUUUCCCAUUGAUUUUCUCUACGUGGUACUUAGACAACAGAUUUGGGAUGAGGAAGAUGUAGGUAUUUUUCUCUCUCAGGAAGAGUUGUUAUCUUCUAAACACGUUGUUCAUCCCUUCUCUGAAAUGUUUAGAAGCAGAAGUAUUUUGGAUUUCACAUUUUGGAGUAUCUGGAUUUGUAUAUACAUACAUCUAUAUAAAUAAAAAUGUAAUAUUCAUUUGUGGGAUUGACAUUACUCAAAAACUACUGGACAAAUUGACACCAAAUUUGGACACAACCCACCUAUCAGGCCAAUGAGUGACCAUCACUCAUAAAAACACUGAAAAACACAGCAGAAGAGACUUUAAAAGCAAAAAAAAAAGUACUCUACAACGCAUGUGCAAAGACACAUAUACACAUAUACAGAAAUAUAUACACACACAAAACACAUAUACACAGCAGACUGGGCCAUAGCAACACGUGACAGGUACAUAUAUAAAAUGUAUCUAUCUAUCUAUCUCUGGAAGAUGAGACCCAAGUCUAAACAUGAAAUAUGUGUUUUAUGUGCACCAUAUACAUAUAGCCUGAAGACAAUGGUAUGCAAUGUUUUUAAAUUAAAUUUGUAUAUGAAAUAAGGUUUGGGUACACUGAAUCAUCAGAAAACAAAGGUGUCACUGUCUUAGCCAACCACGUGGGAAAUUUUUGAUUUCGGGGUGUUUUGGAAUUCCAGAUAAGGGAUGUUCAACCUGGAAUACAACUUCUAUGGCUCUUUUAUACCUACAGUUGGAGGCUAAGGCUUGGCUCUUUGAACCCAGACUAUGAACCCUUCCAUAGUGGGAAUAUCACCUAAGAUUAUUGUGACUGACAGCAGAAUCAGAAGGAAACAGCCAAUCACAGUCCAGAGAAUGUUGAGGAGGGCGGGGUGAAGGGGAAAGCCCAUAGGACAGUUUAACUGACGAAGUUUUGAAUGUAUUACUGACAGUUGAGUGGAAUGGUACUGAGGGAGACACAGCUCUGUCUGAGAGAAACAAGAGAAGAGAAAGUAGUUUUAGGGCUCCAGAAGUUUUGGAGUCAGAUACAAAUGGUGACACUGCUAGAAGCAGUGAGCCAGCAUUCGUGUUUGUUGUGAUAAGCCUUUUCUUGAAUAAACUGUUACUGGUUGUUUAA
Messenger RNA from Anolis sagrei ordinatus, 2956 nucleotides. RefSeq names its product aminocarboxymuconate semialdehyde decarboxylase (gene ACMSD). The record is from RefSeq and is a predicted model, not a curated record. Gene Ontology annotation, biological process: secondary metabolic process. Gene Ontology annotation, molecular function: hydrolase activity; carboxy-lyase activity. NCBI's taxonomy places the organism in Eukaryota, Metazoa, Chordata, Lepidosauria, Squamata, Anolidae. Gene Ontology annotation, cellular component: cytoplasm; cytosol.